UCAUAGUAAAUUAAUUAUUAAAUAAAUAAAAUGGAGAAUAAUUGCACUCUGUAUUUCCAGGCAGAUAUUCAACCUCAGUAUAGACUUGAGCUGCAUGUAUUUCAGCCAAUAAAUGUUAUAAUAAUUCCUGAUUGGGAGAUAGCUUCAUCCAUGAACGAGUACUGUAUGUGUAACCUGGGACCUAAUUCUUCUUGAGUUGACAAAAAUGUUAUUUCUCCUCAUGAGCACCAGCCAAUUAGAAAUAGCUCUAUCUCCUCACAAAUUAUUGAAGAAAUGAAGCCGAGUUUUGCUAAAGCUGAAAGAAACAGACGAAGGAGGGCAGCCAGACUCACCAACACUCAGAGAACUAUCUACCUCAGACGAAAGCUAGUAGAUCUUUGUCGAGAACUCGAUUCCAUUGACGAUCAGGAUAUAACUGUGGUGUAUGGGCAGUCCAAGAUUGCAAGCAUUUCUGUUAGGCCAAGCAACAGAAGAUCUCGCUUCGUUGGAGUGUUCAAGAACACCUCCAAAUGGCAGGCUCUCAUUGACAUUUCAUCAUGGAAAACCUACAUCCAGACGUACUCGACUGAGCAAGAGGCUGCCAGAGCUUACGACUUGAUGUCUCUGCUGCUAAAAGGCUUGAGAGCUCUCACCAAUUUCGAUUACUCGAAGGCAGAUAUUUUAGAAUUGUUCACCACUCACUCAGACAUAAUUGACAAGUUUUGCUCAUAAUGUUUCAAUCUCGGAUA
Molecule: messenger RNA, 728 nt
Organism: Moneuplotes crassus
Lineage: Eukaryota; Ciliophora; Spirotrichea; Euplotida; Euplotidae
Source: the annotation of a GenBank genome assembly